Messenger RNA from Ornithodoros turicata, 1870 nucleotides. RefSeq names its product guanine nucleotide-binding protein-like 1 (gene Ns4). Gene Ontology annotation, molecular function: GTPase activity; GTP binding. The transcript has 12 exons. NCBI's taxonomy places the organism in Eukaryota, Metazoa, Arthropoda, Arachnida, Ixodida, Argasidae. The coding region runs from base 104 to 1846 and encodes 580 amino acids. The record is from RefSeq and is a predicted model, not a curated record.
UCCGAAUCCAAUCCAAUCCAAUUUCAGCCGUCGAAGCUGUCGUGCGUGGUUCCGAAUCUGUGUUUACCUGCGGUGUUUUCGUGGGCUAUAUUGCACUGACAGUAUGCCACAGGGUGGUAGGAAAGUCCCAUUUAGCGCCAAACAAAAGAAAGUUCAGCUUCAGCACAAACGUGAAAGAAAGAAAGCCCACGAUGGUGCUCAGCCUGCAAAUAUCGAGACAGAACGAAAGAAGGCUCCUACAGAAAGUAUGUCUUUGGGAGACGUGAUCCGCAUCAAUGUUCAACCGGGAGCUGAUGGGCAGGCGAGGUCCAGUAGAGUCUUUCGGUAUGCUCUUCACUUCAAACGUGAAACACCAGAGGAACUGAAUAGACGCAAAAUGCGAUCCCGCGAGCCUUACCAAGUUCUGCCAGAGGAAGCUUUGGAGACGACUCCCGACGAGUUCUUCCGGCCAGGGUCAGCACUUGACAUGCCCCAGCGUCCUCCUUGGAACAGAUCAAUGAGCAAAGAAGCUCUUGAAGCACGGGAGAUGCAAUACUUCAGGGAAUAUGUGGAAGGCAUUGAGAAAAACUUUUCCGAUGCUGACUUGAGUUACUUCGAGCUAAACUUGGAAACGUGGAGGCAGCUGUGGAGGGUGCUCGAAAUGUCUGAAGUAAUCCUUCUAGUGGCUGACAUCCGCCAUCCUGUGUUACACUUCCCACCAGCUCUGUUCACACAUGUGACGAAGCGACUACAGAAACAAGUGAUCCUGGUUCUAAAUAAAAUUGACCUUGUCCCAGACCAGUUGACUUGCGCUUGGAUGGAUUUCUUCCAAAAACAAUUUCCCGGUCUGCGUGUGCUGCCUUUUGCUUCCUAUGCCGGUAUGAAGGUCAAAGGAAAGCGAGGGAAACGCCAAGGAAAGCUGAAAAUGGCAUUUGAGGCUUGCAAGGAGCUAAUUGCAAUCUGCGAGGAUCUUGUCGGAAGCAAAGUGGAUCUCUCAAGUUGGAGACGGAAAAUUGACGAAGAAUUUGCUGAUGGAGACAAAGGGGACGAUGACGACGACGACUAUGAUGAUGAUGAUGAUGAUGAUAAGGGUGGUCCUGACGCAGACGAGUUGGAGGUGGCACCACAGGACACAGGAUUCUACCAAGAGGAGCGGUACAAGGAUGGUGUCCUUACCCUUGGUUUCGUUGGCCACCCUAAUGUUGGCAAGUCUUCACUGCUGAAUGCCAUCAUGGGCAAGAAGGUGGUGAGUGUCUCCCGUACCCCUGGGCACACCAAGCACUUCCAGACCAUCUUCCUCACACCAAAAGUUCGACUUUGUGACUGUCCUGGUCUCGUGUUUCCUUCGUUGGUGCCCAAACCGUUGCAGGUGCUGUCCGGCUGUUUCCCCGUUGCACAGCUGAGGGAGCCAUAUUCUGCAAUCCAGUUCAUGGCAGAGCGAGUGCCAGUACCACAGAUAUUAAAACUCGAAUAUCCUGAAGACUGCGAGGCUUGGAGUGCUCACACCAUCUGUGAAGCAUGGGCGAUACAGCGAGGCUUCUUAACCGCCAAAGCAGCUCGACCAGACGUGUACCGUGCAGCUAACAGCAUCCUCCGAAUGGCUCUGGAUGGCCGGACGCUGUGCCUCGCAUUUUAUCCUCCAGGGUACACAAAGAACAAAGAUAAAUUCGAGCACAGUCCCCUGAUGGCAAAGAUUGCACGUAUUCACGCUGGACGGAAGCUGCCUACCGAAGAAGAUUCUGAUCGUGCUUCGGAAAAGGGAUCGUCCGACGACGACGAAAAUGAUGAUGAUGCUGACGAUGAAGGAGAUGAUGAGGAUGAGCCUGUUGCGCAAGCAAAUAAGUUCGCUCUCCUUAGUGCUGCCUAAGUUAAUAAAGUAACUAUUACGAAA